AUGCGUAAUGAACUGGGCAGGUUUGGGAUGACACGGCGUGAGAAGCAGCCAUUGUGGCUGACAGCUGGGGACCAUACCCUGAAUGCCAGCAAUGACCAUACUCUGAAUGCCAGCGAUGACCAUACCCUGAAUGCCAGCGAUGACCAUACCCUGAAUGCCAGCAAUGACCAUACCCUGAAUGCCAGCAAUGACCAUACACUGAAUGCUAGUGAUGGCCAUACCCUGAAUGCCAGCGAUGACCAUACACUGAAUGCCAGCGAUGACCAUACCCUGAAUGCCAGCAAUGACCAUACACUGAAUGCUAGUGAUGGCCAUACCCUGAAUGCCAGCGAUGACCAUACACUGAAUGCCAGCGAUGACCAUACACUGAAUGCCAGCGAUGGCCAUACUCUGAAUGCCAGCGAUGACCAUACACUGAAUGCCAGCGAUGACCAUAUCCUGAAUGCCAGUGAUGGCCAUACUCUAAAUGCCAGUGAUGGCCAAAUCUUGAAUGCCAGUGAUGACCAUAUCCUGAAUGCCAGUGAUGGCCAUACCCUGAAUGCCAGUGAUGACCAUAUCCUGAAUGCCAGUGAUGGCCAUACCCUGAAUGCCAGUGAUGACCAUAUCCUGAAUGCCAGCGAUGACCAUACACUGAAUGCCAACGAUGACCAUACUCUGAAUGCCAGUGAUGACCAUACUCUGAAUGCCAGCGAUGACCAUACACUGAAUGUCAGCGAUGACCAUACACUGAAUGCCAGUGAUGACCAUACCCUGAACGUCAGUGAUGACCAUAUCCUGAAUGCCAGCGAUAACCAUACACUGAAUGCCAAUGAUGGCCAUACUCUGAAUGCCAGCGAUGACCAUACACUGAAUGCCAAUGAUGGCCAUACUCUGAAUGCCAGUGAUGACCAUACCCUGAAUGCCAGCGAAGGCCAUACUCUGAAUGCCAGCGAUGACCAUACACUGAAUGCCAGCGAUAACCAUACACUGAAUGCCAAUGAUGGCCAUACUCUGAAUGCCAGUGAUGACCAUACUCUGAAUGCCAGCGAUGACCAUACCCUGAAUGCCAGUGAUGACCAUACACUGAAUGCCAGCGAUGACCAUACUCUGAAUGCCAGCGAUGGCCAUACCCUGAAUGCCAGCAAUGGCCAUACUCUGAAUGCCAGUGAUGGCCAUACCCUGAAUGCCAGUGAUGGCCUGCUGCCUCUCACCUUGAAUGACCAGGCAGCAGAUUCCCAUUGA
Molecule: messenger RNA, 1221 nt
Organism: Carcharodon carcharias (great white shark)
Lineage: Eukaryota; Metazoa; Chordata; Chondrichthyes; Lamniformes; Lamnidae
Product: A-kinase anchor protein 5-like
Exons: 2
Coding region: 1-1221 (406 amino acids)
Source: RefSeq, a predicted model, not a curated record